AUGGUGAAUGAUUUUAUAGUAAAGAAACAAGGAUAUCAGCAAGAACUACUUGCCGGCCUAUUCACUACCAAUACUCCGUCGUUCGGUGGCAUGCAGGCGCCUGUUGAUGUCCAAGAAUUCCCAACACCUCAACAAGGCCUUGUUUUAGACCUCAUGGAAAAGCAGACACAACCGACUGAUCAAACGUUGAAUUUUCCACCGAGCGAAUCAGACGCGCAGCAGUCCGGUGUGCCGAUUCUGCUUCAGAAGACGACAGUUGCCAUGACACCUGAUUCCAAAUUACCAGCGGGCUUCUCGUUGAACUUCCAGCAUUUCUAUACGGGUCCAAUUUCUGAAACAAAACUUGAGCAUCCAACAUAUACCGUGCCUGAACCGCAUCCAGUCACGCCCGAUUGGACGGAUGGAAAGCCCAGUAGACAACACUUUGCGGUGCCAGUGACGCCAUAUCCGAAGAAGAUCUAUCCAUUUCCGGUUCCGUUCCUCAGUCCGCCUACAGGAGUCAAUCGAGCGUACGCUGUCGGGUACAAUUUCACGCUGCCGUCGUUGGGCGCGGCGGAUCAGGAAGAUCAGGCUACCUUACCACUUGGUAUUAUAACCGCUCUUCCACGGUGGACCAACGCCCCUCCUUACAAAGCUCCGGUACCGAAACCAAACGUUUUGACCGCGCCUGUCGAAUCGCCCAAGGAAUUUGUCGAUGGCAGCACGAUCCUCGUUGAACAGCCUUCUACAAAGGAACGCGGAGAAGAGAGGCAUGAGGAAAACACCAAAAAGUUCGGCGACGUAUCUUUCAGUGAUUUCCUAGAAAACGACUCCACGGGGCCGACCACUUCGAUGAGCGUUGGAGCCAAAGCGGUGCUGGCCUCGUGCCUGUCGAUCGUCGUGCUGGUCAUCGCCACGGCGCUGGUAUUGCUAUACGUCGUCAAGCGACGCAACGCCAGCCAUGGCGCACAGUCGAUCGAUGACAGCAUACCGUAUGGAUUUUCCAAGUCUCAGAACCUCGCCUUCUCCUCGCCUGAUUACGGUAGCUCCAUGUACUUCGAACAGGCGCCAUCGCCGGACGAAGGCAACACUGGCGCCGCACCAUACAUCCCACAUCCACUCAAGUGGACUUACACGCCGACCUACGCCGCGCCAACACGUUACCAUUAA
Messenger RNA from Soboliphyme baturini, 1149 nucleotides. The record is from the annotation of a GenBank genome assembly. NCBI's taxonomy places the organism in Eukaryota, Metazoa, Nematoda, Enoplea, Dioctophymatida, Soboliphymatidae.